CAGUUGUACGUCACUGUCGCACAUUUCUGGUUCUCACUGUUUCCAUUCGGUGGUCGAACGGAUUCUAUCCAUUAGAUCAGCGCUGUUUGGCGCGUGUUUCGGUUCACCCUCCACUUAAAGGUCUAAAGUUUGAAUUUUCCAACUGCGAUGUCAACGUAGCAGUCGCGGCUCGCGCUGUCACGCGGGACUUGUUGACGUGUAAACACGAUGUCGUCCGCUCCGUGCGCGUGUUGUUCCCAUGCCGUCUCCUCCUCCAGUCCACACCAGACUUUAGACGAGAUGGAUUUCGAGCGAGGUAUCUGGUCUGCAGCCAUGAACGGAGACUUGGAUCGAGUCAAGUCAUUCAUCCACAAAGGCACUGACCCCAACCUGAGGGACUCAGCUGGUUACACCUCUCUGCACUACGCCAGUCGUGCAGGUCUGGUCCACGUCUGCAAGCUCCUGCUGGAGAGCGGUGCCUGUGCAUCGGCCCAGACCCCUGGCGGGGCCACACCGCUGCAUCGCUCCUCUUACUGCGGACACCUGGACGUGGUUAAACUCUUGCUGCACCACAGAGCUGAUCCCCAACUCUGCGACGAUGAUGGAGCGACCCCUUUGCACAAGGCUGCAGAACAAGGUCAUGAGGAAGUGUGUCAGGCGCUUCUUCAGCACUGUCCAGCGCUGUCCCAGCGGCUAAAUAAAAGACUCCAGCUUCCAUACCAGCUGGCUCCCAGUGGCCCCCUGCAGCAGCUUUUAAAACCACCUUUGUGAAAGCAUCUCAUCCAGCUGACUUUGUGGAUGACGCAUCCUACUCAGUCGUCUUGAUCAAGCCAUGAAACACCUUUCAUCCUGCACCUGUACAAGAGUAGUGCCUCAUUUUUACUGUCCGAGGUGGAAAAACAUCAGUAAAAUAAAUAAUAGGAUUUUUUAAAAUCUGAUGUCAGAAGUGUGAGACAGACAGGAAUUGUGUUUUCAAAACAAAUAAAAAAGAUUGUUGUAACAGGAAUAGUGCAGGCUAUUUUUGCUACAUAUUUAAUUUAUUCUAACUGCUCCUCAACUUUGUUUUGCUAAAAUAACGUGUUAUUUUAUGAUUCAAAUGACCAUGUAGCCAUCAGGAGAUGAAAAGACCAUAUCGCCAAGCCCUACAAUCACUCAUCACAUUGUUUGGAUUUACUUACGUCUUUUUAAAUGAGGUCAAUAAUAAUAGUUAGAACAUAAAUAACUUUAAAACAGGAGCACUAUACUGUGAUUUAAUAUCAUAUAUCAUAAAUAUUGUCCUGUCUUCAAGUACAGGAGCUGCAGAUUGGUCAAUGCUGUCAUA
Messenger RNA from Synchiropus splendidus (mandarinfish), 1300 nucleotides. RefSeq names its product ankyrin repeat domain 39 (gene ankrd39). Bases 208 to 750 code for a protein of 180 amino acids. The transcript is spliced from 4 exons. Gene Ontology annotation, molecular function: protein binding. Lineage: Eukaryota; Metazoa; Chordata; Actinopteri; Syngnathiformes; Callionymidae. The record is from RefSeq and is a predicted model, not a curated record.